Daldinia childiae is the source of this 843-nucleotide messenger RNA. RefSeq names its product 18S rRNA (guanine(1575)-N(7))-methyltransferase. Gene Ontology annotation, cellular component: nucleolus. The record is from RefSeq and is a predicted model, not a curated record. Bases 1 to 843 code for a protein of 280 amino acids. Gene Ontology annotation, biological process: rRNA (guanine-N7)-methylation. The transcript has 2 exons. NCBI's taxonomy places the organism in Eukaryota, Fungi, Ascomycota, Sordariomycetes, Xylariales, Hypoxylaceae. Gene Ontology annotation, molecular function: rRNA (guanine) methyltransferase activity.
AUGUCGCGGCCAGAGGACACACUGUCCGCCGACGUCCACUACAAUGAUUCCGAAGCACGCAAAUACACAACGUCUUCCCGAAUACAGAACAUUCAGGCAUCUAUGACACAUCGAGCUCUUGAGCUCCUCGAUCUACCCUCGCCCUCUUUUAUCCUCGAUGUCGGCUGCGGAAGCGGUCUAUCGGGCGAGAUCCUCUCCUCAAUACCCCCCGAAGAAGGCGGCCCACACGUGUGGGUAGGCAUGGAUGUGUCUGCCUCUAUGUUAGAUGUCGCGUUACAGCGGGAUGUGGAAGGUGAUCUACUACUAGCCGAUAUAGGGCAAGGGGUUCCCUUCCGAGCCGGCACGUUCGACGCAGCUAUCAGUAUCAGUGCGAUACAAUGGCUAUGUAAUGCCGAAAGCAGCGAUGUAUCGCCUGCAGGGCGCUUGUCGAGGUUCUUCAAUGGUCUAUACGCAAGCUUGAAGAGAGGUGGGCGAGCUGUGUGUCAAUUCUACCCAAAGAACGACGAGCAGAAAAAGAUGAUCACGAGCGCGGCGGUAAGGGCCGGGUUUGGUGCUGGCUUAUUAGAAGAUGACCCAGAGACCAAGAACGUCAAGGUAUACCUGGUACUCACAGUAGGUGGUGGCAACCUCGACGGGAAUGGAGGCGACAUUACUGGGGUAAUCAAGGGCAUGGAGGGCGUUGAUGUGUUAGAUUCAAGACAUGGUAGCCGCAAUGGUAAGGGUGAGAUCAAAAAGGGGAGCAAGGCAUGGAUCAUCAAAAAAAAGGAACAGAUGGAACGAAAAGGAAAAGUUGUCAAGGCUACAUCCAAGUACACGGGACGCAAGAGAAGGAUCGCUUUUUAG